Saccostrea cuccullata (small rock oyster) is the source of this 2418-nucleotide messenger RNA. RefSeq lists its product as uncharacterized. Lineage: Eukaryota; Metazoa; Mollusca; Bivalvia; Ostreida; Ostreidae. The record is from RefSeq and is a predicted model, not a curated record. Bases 418 to 1680 code for a protein of 420 amino acids. The transcript is spliced from 2 exons.
UUUUAUCCAAGAUAAAGUAUUAAAUCUUAAAACAUGAUGAAAUGUUGACGUGUGCAGUUCAUUUAAUUUCAGUAAGAUCUUAAUUCUGGGGACGGGGGUUGCUGGCAAAGCAGAUAGCACAUAGAGCUGUCCACUGUCAUGAAUACAAAUAUCCUUUAACUUUAUCCUUCGUAAUUAAGAUCUUUUUCUCAGUUUUUCAUUAUAAAACGGAAUGCAUCACAUCCCUCGACUAUCAGAAGCGGUCUAUGUGGGACUGUCCUAUGAAUUAGGGACGCCUACAGAAUUGAAGAUUAGAAGGGAUGUGAUGGACAUCAAAGAGUUAGUACAGAAACCAUUAAACAAUUUGAAAGGGUGUGACAAAAUGCUGAGUGGUAGUAGGCGUGAGGGAUUCAGCUAAAGACUUCAGAUUCCGAUAGCAUGUUCUGGCCCGCAGACUACAAAGUAAUUUGUAAUCUCUCUCAGAUGAAUCACCAUGUGCUACAGCAAACUGUGAUUCUGAUGGAGUGCAAUGAUCUUCCACCCGGAUUUACUAGAUUAAUUCUGAUGUCCCAAUCUCAAAAUGCGUUGAUCAGAUUCUCCUGUGUAGCAAGGAAUAACAAACUAUAUAUCAGUAGUAAACUCUACCGCGAUACUUAUUUGCAAUCCUUUCGAAAUCUUGAUGCAACCACUACAAUGGCUUUUCAACAUGGACCUUGUUCUUCGUAUGUCAUAAUGGGAAACAUAGAAGUAGACAAUGCUUUCUGUUUUGGGGCACACCUCUGGCCGACAAUGGCUUUGCCAUGUAUACAGAGGUGUCGUCAAAAAGGAUGGCCAUCCGAAAGUGUUCUUUCAAAUAUAUUAAGUGGAGGAUUCCAUGUUGUUCCAAUUGGCAGCGCACCUGAAAAUGAAGAAGAAUGGAGAAUCUCAUUCUCGCAAGCAGAACACAAAAUUGUUUAUUCAAUGAAUCAUACUAAGUUUUUGUCCUAUGGCCUCUUUAAAAUAUUUUUAAAGGAAGUGAUUAAUUUUCUAAACCAAACACCUGUUUUAUGUUCAUACUUUACCAAAACAAUUGUAUUUUGGGCGAUUCAGAAUGAUAGUGCUUUGACAUGGACCCCUGAAAAUUUACUGCCUUGUUUCUGGAAAUGCUUCAAAUUAUUAAUAUACUGGGUACAUAUUGGGACAUGCCCAAAUUUUUUUAUACCACAAUGUAAUAUGUUUCGAUUGAAAGUGACUGGGUCUGUACAAGUUUCAUUAUUCAGUCAUUUAUUUGCCUUAUAUAGCAAAGGGGUAUCAUGUCUUCUUCUUAGUUCAACCUUGAGAUCUUUCCUCAGUAAAGCCAUUCUAGAUAGAACAUUAAGAGUUUGUACAGAAGAGAGUAGAAUGAUAUCUAAGUCUGAAUUAGAACUUCGUUUUUUUUAUGAAAUAAAACCAUUAAGUCUUCGCAUUUUUCAUAUUGAGGAAUUUGCAGCUUACAUGACACAGACAGAGAGAGCAGUAAGGUUAAGCUUGACAGUGUAUCAGGCAGUUACAUUACAAUGUAUGACAUCCAUUGUGUUACAAAACACUGCCCUCUUUUUACAGGAUAUCAUUAAUUCAGAUAGAAAUCGCAAUAAGAUAUAUUAUCAGGCUAAUAAAAUACCCAAUUUGCUAAGACUUUCCUACAAGUUAGGUUAUGUUUCGGAAAUUUAUGUACCUCUAUAAAACACGUAGGUAUGAAAAUUCACUCAGAAUUUCAGAUAUUUACGGAAAGCAAAGGAGAAAUUGUGGCUGCCAUAUAGUAUAUAUGAAAAUAUAGAUGCCUACAUACAAUGUGUGGCAAGGAUGUCUCUGGGCAAUAAAAUACGGAGAACUCUAUUGAAAGAUAUAUUUUUAGAAUUCGAGUACACAUACAUUGAUGAACUCAAAUUAGAAUAGAAGAUCAGUAGAAAGCAUGGGAAUCUACAAUUAUUUAUACCACCAUUAGUGAUAUUACACAUGUUAUUUACACUGAAUCAUCACAGACUGGGUGACACAGUCAGGUCACAACAAUCUUUAAAGGAUCUACAUACUCUGCUACUCUAUGAUGAAGAAGAGAUGUAUGUAUCAUCUAAUAGAGGAGAUAUAUCAUGGCAGAUACUUGGUAUCUGUCAGCAAAUCUGUGGGGACUAUCUGGGAUCAUUAGAGUCCUAUCAGUGUUCGUUACAGCAUGAACCAACUCAUCAAAUUCAGGAAGCGACAAAUGUAAUAUCUGUUUUUAGGUGAUAUUUUGAAGUUUGCAUGCUCCUGUAUAUUUCUCGCUUAUAUAGCAAAUAUUGUGCAUGUUACAUGUAUCAAUGCAAACUAUAAUAAAACAUACAAAAUAUGAUAAAAAAAAUGACUUAAAGGAUAUUGUCCGAUUGUUUCAAGAGUAUGCACAUGUAUAGCGGUAUUUAUUUUCAAACUUUAAAUGACAAUAUACAU